CUUUUCUUUUUAGCGUUAUUUUUAUGUUAAAUAUUUCCAAUUUUGGCAUUAAAAAUCACAGCAUGCACUAUACUAUAUUGCUCACAAACGUCGGCAAGUUUGCGUAAACAAAUAAAGGAUGGAGCUAUAAUGUCACAUCAACAACAUAACUAAAAUUAUUCAUAACCUUUUCAUAGAGAAUACAGUUAAUGGAAAAUAGUCAGAACUGAAGGCAUCAUACAUAACCUCAAUAUCGGACGGAAAAACGUUAGGCAUAAGUGCAAUUUCUCUAGCAUCAAUUAAUUCCAUACCACACAUUCUGGGAUCAUUCAGUAAUUAAGAAAAAAGGGGGAAGAGAUAACUAAUAUUUUUUUCUCCUGUACGCUACUAAUAGAAUUAUAUACACGCCACUGAUAUAAUUAUAUAUGUAUGGGUGUGUGUCACAAUAUAAAAUUAUAAACAGCAUGGAUGAGAAUUAUAACGAAAAUGUUGAUUUGUUAAGAAAGUAAAACACAUACUGUAAGUAUUUGAUGCACCCCACCGUGUUAAGCCUUUUUGUACACAUAAUUUAAUACAGUAAUAAACAACGAAGGCUACUGGUUGCUAGUACACUAUAAAUUAUGGAAAUAAAAUUGAUACAUGGACAUCUUAUAUUUCUUUUUACAACGUUUGAAGAUUCCUUCAUCUUAAUGAGAUAUCAUAUAUAGAAGAUGGAUCUUUCAUCGGAACCUCUCUUCAGUCUAUCUAUAUUUACGGAAAUAGGCUAACGCAAAUCACUAGCGAGAUGUUCAACGUAAGAGGUAGAUCCCUUAAAUAUCUCUAUAUAUUUAAUAAUCCCAUUGAGAAUAUGGAAGAUGGAGCAUUGUCUCAUCUGGAACCAAAUUCAACAGUGUUUAUGGAGUGUGCUUAUUUGACUCAUAUACCUUCGACGAUAGCAGACAACACAAUUGCGAUGUGUAUGACUAAUAAAACAGAAAUAACAUUUGAUAUUGUCUAUGAUAAACGUAUUAAGAAUAUGUUUGGAAUGAGCUGCAGUACAACAACAUGUGAGCCCUGUGCUCUCGGAUUUUACGGACUACUAUCAGGAGCAGGCUGUAACCCUUGCCCACCAGGUGGUUUCUAUCAGAACCAGCGUGGAUAUGUCGACAGCGGUAAUUAUACAACCGACUGUAAACGGUGCCCGAUUGGAACAUUUUCUCCUCAUCUUGGAGCUGCCUCGAUUUUUAAUUGUCGGUCAUGCCCUACUGGAACAGAUACAGAUGCAAGGGCCGCUCUUGAUGCGUGUCCAUGCUUAGAGAACUUUCAUCGCACUUACCGUUACGGUGCGUGUCAACCGUGUCCAAAUGGUGUCGAUUGCACAGGUGGUUACCAGAAACUGAGCAAGGGCUACUGGUGGUUGUGGAAUUUUACAGGUUAUACUGGUACAGAUUAUCCUGGUAGUUUCGACGAGUACAGACAGUUUGUCUACAACCUUACUGACCCUCAGUUUAUGCUUUCUACACCUAACAGUUUAAACGAUACAGAAUAUAAAGGAUUUCUCCCCGCAGUGCAUCCGUGUCCGCGAAGUGAGAGUUGUCUUGGUGAAGAUAUUGAAGCAAGCUGCUUGAAGGGUUAUUCUUCUUGGUUGUGUGCCGAGUGCAGUGCCAACUAUUAUGAAUUAUUUGACAAAUGUCACAAAUGUCAAGAUAAGCAAAUCAUAAUUACUGUAAUGGUUUUUGGACUAUUGGGAUUCAUAGGUGUUGCUUACGGAGUGUGGAGACUAGAUAAACGAACACGAAACGACUAUUUUGUGAUUCACUUAAAAAUCGCCAUCAAUUUUUACCAGGUUUUAGGUAUACUAUCUGCAGUUAAUGACAUUCAUUGGCCAGAAUCAUUUCAAUCUGUUGGAAAAAGUAUCCAGUAUCUCGAUAUUGUACGGUAUAUCAAUGUUCUCAGCCCGAGGUGUUUAUUUCCGGGUGUUUGGAAUGCUUACACAUAUUUGUAUAUUGCCAUCGCAACACCAUUCUUUAUCAUUGUGUCGACAUCUAUCAUUUUCGUCAUCUGGCACAUCUACAGGAAGUACAAGUAUCCCCACUCAGUAUAUCACUUAACAGACAACUUUUUGUCGGUUACAUUGAUGCUGCUGUAUUUGACCUACGCCAAUACUUGCUCAAGCAUCAUGGCAGUUGGACCGUGGUCUGUCCGUAGGUUUGAUGUCACUGCGAACGGUGAACUUAGAAUACAAGUGCUAACUUCUGACUACUCCAUCGACCUUCAAGAAGACGGUGGUUUAACGUAUGAGAUCAACAAGAAUAUUGCUUAUGGGUCAUUGGUGUAUGUGAUUGGUUUUCCUCUUGCUAUCAUCCUGGUAUUGUAUCGCAGAUACAAACGUCAUGAAGUAGCAGGUCGCAACGACGAACGACCAGGAACCAUGGGAAUAAGGUUCUUCUGCAAGCAAUACAGCAACAAGUUUUGGUACUGGGAAGUAAUUGAUAUGUACAAUAAAGCUAUACUCGCUCUCAUCGCCAACCUCAAAGACGACCAAGCCUCAAACAUGACAUAUUCCCUCUUUAUUACCGUCAUCCUCAUAGCACUGCAUCUGUAUCUUGAACCAAUAAAGGCUAAAUCAGAUCAGAGGUUUCAGUUGUUGACGCUUGUCUUCAUUAUCGUCAACUUAUCUGUUGGUGCAAUUGUUGACAUCGGAGAGACCGUGUACACUGUAGACGAGACCAUACAUGUUCUUCAUGACAUUACACCAUUUAUUCUACUGCUGCUCAACUUCUCCAUUGUGUUUGUUGUUUUUGUUGACCUACUGAAAAAAAUCAAGGAAAGUUUACAGAAAAACGUGGAAGACAACCACGAUGACGGGAAUGGUUUUUUUGCGUUAUUGCAAGAUGAGUAAGCGAUAACCCAACUAUUCACAAAAAAAAACUUGGCCCUAAUAAUAUAAUCAUUGAAGUAGAUAAUUCAAUUAUGUAUGUAUAAAAACAUUAUGGUUUAAUUGUUUUGAUCUUUGUUUUUUUAAAGAAUAUUUUGAAAUAAAAUUGUGCCUUUCCUAUAUAUUUAGAACAUAAAAUGUCUGCCUCUUGAACAGCAAUAUCCUAUUGAAGAAAACUGAUUUCAUCAUUAAUAGCCGAUACUUAUUGUUUAGUGAAAAAUGUGCAUUAUUAUAAUUGUAUAUACCGCAUUUUGAGACACAAAUGAUUAAUACAAAUUUUUGUGGAUCACUUAGCUUAUAUUUUUUUUAAUUUCUACUGUAUUAUGUUAAAUUUCCGUAAAAUUGUGGUAAAUGUGAAUUUAGUGACUGAAACCUGCUUAAUUCAGUCGGCUAAUUGAUGACUGCCGGGGCGGAUGCAGGGAGAUUGCCGACGGUGUAAUCGCACCCCCUAAAUUGUAGUAAUAAAAAUAGUUAUUUUAUUGCAUUGUUUAGAGUAGGCCCUAUUAUGCAGCAUCGAAGUAUUUAUUAUACGUGACCUUAAAGAUAAAGAAAAUAACCUCUCCAUUUUUAUAUCUUUUGACGAUAUUGUAUUAAUAAUUUGUGUAAGGCUAAUUAGGAUAAGCGUUUGAUUUAACUGUGUUAUAUUGUAAAAUUAAUUAACAAGGAUUAAAUCUGUUUUACUAUUGGUGUUUACUUGUUUACCAGGUAAUGAUGGACAUACACUAGUGUUUAGUUUUCUUUGUAAUGGAUCAGGUAUUAUGUCUUGAAAAUUGGUAGUAAAUUUUUUACUAAAAAACGUAAAUUUUUAUUAAACAUAAAGAAUAACUAUAAUAUAGAUACAAAUUUUCUUUAUGUACCUGUUCAUUUAUUUUGUAUUAAGGUAUUAAUGUACUUCUUCAAGUCAAUAGUACAUUUUGGUUCUGUUUUACAUGCUGUAUAUUGUAUAAGAUAUUUUCCGGUUCAGCUGAUUAUUGAUAACGAGUCAAGAAGAAGCAAAGUUCUAUACAAAUGUUAACAUGCGUCUACUGUCCCUUGGGGUGGGCGGCAAAGUAUAAACACUGUUGUCAUCUAUCAGUUAAAGUAAAUCCGGUUGAACUUUUAAGAGUAAUAAUCUGGUGUAGGAAUGACAUAUUACGUGAGUCAUUAGCUAAAGAUAAAAAUAAAAAGCAAGUUUCCAGUACAACUGUUCCGAUUAAACAAUUUAUGCAGUGUGUGAUUUGGUGGGAAUGCUUGAUCUAAGCCUCAUGGAAAGUUUUCCCAACAAUAGUGGCAACACUCAUGCUGUACGGUGGGUUAUGGAGGUAUUAUUGAGAAAAAGGAUCACUCAGCAACAGAUCCCUUUUGACACGACAAACCAAUGUGGACCCCGCCUUUGGAUCGCACGCGGGCGUAUUACCCUAUAAUUCACAUUUUUUCGUUAGUAACAACUUGGCAACGACAUGCGUUUAUACGCUUCAGCAGCAGUUGUGCAAUAAAGCGUUUGGU
Messenger RNA from Anneissia japonica, 4381 nucleotides. RefSeq lists its product as uncharacterized. The transcript is spliced from 7 exons. The coding region runs from base 764 to 2860 and encodes 698 amino acids. Lineage: Eukaryota; Metazoa; Echinodermata; Crinoidea; Comatulida; Comatulidae. The record is from RefSeq and is a predicted model, not a curated record.